UGCGCGCGCGCGCUCGUGGUGUUUAAUGAGAGCGGGACACCAUCACAGGAGUGUUGCUUAACUUUCUGUAACUUUAUUCACGGACAGCGGAAAACUGAUGCUGUGUGUGUGUGAGUGUGUGUGUGGAGGUGUUUGAGGGUGUGUGAUUGAGUCGGUGGCGUUUCUUCACUCGGGUGGCAGAGUCGCUGUUUUUCGUUAAUCAGAGUGACCCGCAGAGUUUAAUUUAGUUUAUUUUCAUUCCUCUAUCAGUAGUGAUGGCCGAGGCGGCGCAGCAUCUCCAGCCGCUAGACUCAGACCCGGACUUCGAGCCUUUUUGCCGCCCGCGGUCAUGCACCUGGCCGCUGCCUAGACCCGAGUCCUCUCCGGCGGCUUCGGCAGCGGAAGCAGAGCCGCGGGACCUGGACUUCAUGGGCGGUUUGAGCUUGGCUUUGCUGGAGGAGACGGAGACGGAGACGGAGGACAGAAAAACGCACGGAUUUCGGAGCGAUGAGGCGCAGCAGCAGCAUCCAGCUCUACCGACCGCCCAGGUGCAACAGGUGCCUCAGCAUCACCAGGUGCAGGUGCAGCCUCUUUCCUCCUCUUCAUCCUCUACGUCCUCCUCUACCUCAUCCACAUCCUCGUCGUCGUCGUCCGCGCAGAGGAAGAGCAGCUCGUGCCGGAGGAACGCUUGGGGCAACAUGUCGUACGCAGACCUGAUCACGCAGGCGAUCGAGAGCUCGCCGGAGAGACGACUGACCCUGGCGCAGAUCUACGAGUGGAUGGUGAAGAGCGUCCCUUACUUCAAGGACAAAGGGGACAGCAACAGCUCAGCCGGCUGGAAGAACUCGAUUCGUCACAAUCUGUCUCUGCACAGCCGCUUUGUGCGUGUCCAGAAUGAGGGCACAGGGAAAAGCUCCUGGUGGAUGCUGAACCCUGAAGGAGGGAAGAGCGGCAAAUCCCCGCGCCGCAGAGCCGCAUCCAUGGACAACAACAGCAAGUUCACUAAGAGUCGUGGCCGAGCCGCUAAGAAGAAGGUUGGCCUGGACAGCGGCUCGAACAGUCCCGGUUACUCCAAGUGGCUCGGGAGUCCUAACUCUCACAGUAACGAUGAUUUUGAAGCGUGGGGAAGUUUCCGGACACGUGCCAGCUCGGACGCAAGCACACUGAGCGGCCGGCGCUCUCCUUUCCUUCCCGAGGAGGACGUUAGCGAGGGAGGAGAACUGCACAUUGGAUACCAGGCCACUAAAUUAGCCUCCAAACUGCCCAGUCUGUCCGAGGUGACCAGCUCUUUUGGCUCCAAGAACAUGAUGGAGAACCUGUUAGAUAAUCUGAACCUGCUUUCUCCCAAGAACAGCAGCGAGGCUGCAAGUGCUCAGUUCGCCCCCUACAGUGCAGCACAGGACUUUCACAAGUGGCAGAGUGGCCUGAGCAUCAAUGCCCCGACUGGACACAGUCUGUCCGGCAGCAAGGCCGUGGGUUAUAACCCCUACGUAGGGCAGUUUAAUUGCCCUACAGGGCUUUUAAAGGAACUCCUAAGUAACGACGGGGAGCCCAGAGGAGACAUUUUGCCCCCCAUGGAGGCGGCGGGGCCGCAAGGAGGGAGAGUUUUACCCCCCUAUAGUGCUCAAGGGCACAUGGGGCAAGCAGGAAAAGCUAUGGGCUCUCACACACACGCUCACACACACACCUCUACAGCAGUGGGCAUGAACAGGUGUGCCCUCCUGCCCCAGGGACAUCUCGGUCGUCAUGGCAAUUUGAAGCCAUACCCUCACCUGCCGCACAUGGGAGGAGGAGGAGGAGGAGCUGUCGAUUCUACACCACCCAGUUACUGCAUCGUUAACAGCAAUGGUUUCCACAGGCACGCCCCGGUCCUGCCGCAUCAUCACCACCAUCACCAUCACAACCACCUGGAGCGGUUGCCUAGCGACCUGGACGACAUGGCGAUCGAGCGGCUGGAGUGUGACGUGGAGAGCGUUCUGCACGACACCCUGAUGGAUGGAGAUGCGCUCGACUUCAACUUCGACCCAGCCGCCAGCCAGCAGGGUUUCACACACACUGCUGUCAAGAGCAACACACACAGCUGGGUAUCGGGGUAAACGCUCGCACACACACACACACACACACACUCAUACUGGCAGGUGUUUUCAGGUCUUAUUCAUUAAGAAUUAUUUGCAAAAGUAUAAUAUAUAAAAGUUGGGAGAUUUUAUUCUUGUUUGUAAUUUCGAUUUCUUUUUUUUAAUGAACCAAAAAGCCAUCCUUCUUUUUUUUCCUGCUAUUAUUAUUCUUUUUUCACUAUCAUAAUUAAAUAAAGAAGAGAAAAAAAUCUGCUCUGAAAUAAUAAUAAUAAUAAUAAUAAUAAUAAUAAUAAUAAUAAUAAUAAUAAUAAUAAUAAUAAAAACCUGAAAGACACAUAUCUGUUGAUUUAAAGAAGUUGCGUGCUUUUAAAAAACUUUUUUAAUGAAAUGAAGAGAAACGGAGGAGAUUUUGUGCUGACCUUUUACACAUUUAACUGAGACUUUUGUACAGAGAUUUACUGUAUAUAAUAUAUAACAUGUUCUUUAUACUGUGUGUGUGUGUGUGUGUGUGUGUGUGUAUUUAAGGGUCUUUAACUUUUUUGCUCUGCUUUAAUGACCUGAAGCGCUUAUAAAAACACCUUUUUUUAAUUUUAUGAUUUGAUGUUGUUUUUUCUGAAACCAGCAGCAGGACACAGGAACUUCAGCACAGAGAUUUCCAUAACAGAUCAAAAUGAUAAUAUUGUGUUUCACUGAACACUGGAAGUCUGACUGGGAAAAAAAUUCAGAAGGUAAAAAUGAAAAUAAAAUUCAGCUUUAAGUGAUUUAAUUAAAUCACACAGUGUUAAAUUGUUAGAGUUUAUUUUUAUUACUGCAGACCCUCUUAAGCUCGAGCCGAUCCUUACUCUCUCUCUCUCUCGCUCUCUCACUUUCUCUCUCUCUCUCUCUCUCUCUCUCUCUCUCUCUCACUUUCUCUCUCUCUCUCUCUCUCUCUCACUUUCUUUCCCUCUCACUCUCUCUUACUGCCUCUCUCACUCUCUCUUACUCCCUCUCUCACUCACUCUCUCUCUCUCUCUCUCUCUCUCUCUCUAUAUAUAUAUAUAUAUAUAUAUAUAUAUAUACACAC
Molecule: messenger RNA, 3117 nt
Organism: Hemibagrus wyckioides
Lineage: Eukaryota; Metazoa; Chordata; Actinopteri; Siluriformes; Bagridae
Gene: foxo1b
Product: forkhead box O1 b
Exons: 3
Coding region: 255-2075 (606 amino acids)
Biological process (GO): regulation of transcription by RNA polymerase II
Cellular component (GO): nucleus
Molecular function (GO): RNA polymerase II cis-regulatory region sequence-specific DNA binding; DNA-binding transcription factor activity, RNA polymerase II-specific
Source: RefSeq, a predicted model, not a curated record